Molecule: messenger RNA, 5122 nt
Organism: Electrophorus electricus (electric eel)
Lineage: Eukaryota; Metazoa; Chordata; Actinopteri; Gymnotiformes; Gymnotidae
Gene: clocka
Product: clock circadian regulator a
Biological process (GO): regulation of transcription by RNA polymerase II; circadian regulation of gene expression
Cellular component (GO): CLOCK-BMAL transcription complex; cytoplasm; nucleus
Molecular function (GO): DNA-binding transcription factor activity, RNA polymerase II-specific; protein dimerization activity; E-box binding
Source: RefSeq, a predicted model, not a curated record
AGCCCGAGGUAGGCCCUGCUGUUUUUCUAACUCCAGUACCUCCAGUAUAUCCAGCGCAGCCAUCUCAACCAAAACAAGGAGCGAGAGAUCCCCGCGGACGGCGAACACAGAGGAUUGGUGCCCCUGAUCUGAUGGUACAUGCCAAAGAGCAGCGUUUCUGAAGUUAUGCUAUAAGAAGCUUUGUUGACAUGUGGCAUCUGCGUACUCACCCCCGCCGGACAACACACACGAGCCACAAGGACCUACAGCCUGCUGUUAACCUUUGACCUAUAGACCCUCUGCAGGACCCUCCCUGGGCUGAUAGUUGCGCUCUUCAUCUUUCUGCAGGCUUCUCAUCCUCCCUUCGAGGUUCGUGUACAAAUGUCUACCUCACGCUUAAAGCUCCUCCCACUGCAGUGCUGAACAAGCCACAAAAUGACCUCCAGCAUUGAGCGGGAUGACGGCAGUAUUUUUGAUGGGUUGAUGGAAGAAGAUGAGAAGGACAAAGCAAAACGAGUUUCCAGGAACAAGUCUGAGAAAAAGAGGCGAGACCAGUUCAAUGUGCUCAUCAAGGAACUGGGCACCAUGUUGCCAGGCAGCACCCGCAAGAUGGACAAGUCUACCAUCCUACAGAAGAGCAUCGACUUCCUCCGCAAGCACAAGGAAAUUGCCGCACAGUCAGAGUCCAGUGAGAUUCGCCAGGAUUGGAAGCCUCCUUUCCUUAGCAAUGAGGAGUUCACACAGCUGAUGUUAGAGGCACUGGACGGAUUCUUUCUGGCCAUCAUGACAGAUGGGAAUAUAAUCUACGUCUCUGAGAGCGUCACCUCUUUACUAGAACAUUUACCAUCUGAUCUAGUUGACCAGAACUUGCUAAACUUUCUUCCACUGGGUGAGCACUCUGAUGUGUACAAAGCCCUCUCAACACACAUACUGGAGGGAGAGACCCUCACACCAGACUACUUAAAGACAAAAAAUCAGCUGGAGUUUUGUUGCCACAUGCUUCGGGGCACCAUCGACCCCCGGGAGCCCCCUGUCUACGAGUACGUCAAGUUCAUCGGAAACUUCAAGUCCCUCAACACUGUGCCUAACUCCACGCGGAACGGCUUCGAGGGCGUCAUCCAGCGCUCUCUCAGACCCUCGUUCGAAGACCGCGUCUGUUUCAUAGCAACAGUGAGAUUAGCCAAGCCCCAGUUUAUCAAGGAGAUGUGCACUGUUGAAGAACCCAACGAGGAGUUCACUUCCAGACACAGCUUAGAAUGGAAGUUCCUCUUCCUAGACCACAGGGCUCCUCCCAUCAUUGGCUACCUGCCCUUCGAGGUUUUGGGAACAUCCGGUUAUGACUACUAUCACGUUGAUGACCUGGAAACCCUAGCCAAAUGCCACGAACACUUGAUGCAGUACGGGAAAGGGAAGUCGUGCUACUAUCGAUUUCUAACGAAGGGCCAGCAGUGGAUCUGGCUGCAGACGCACUACUACAUAACCUACCACCAGUGGAACUCACGACCCGAGUUCAUCGUCUGCACACACACCGUCGUGAGCUAUGCUGAAGUCCGUGCUGAGCAACGCAGAGAGCUGGGUAUCAAGUCUCCUCCUGAGAUCUCUGCAGACAAGUCCCAGGACUCCGGCUCCGAGUCGCAGCUGAACACCUCCAGCCUGAAGGAGGCGCUGGAGCGCUUCGAUCACAGCCGCACGCCCUCGGCCUCCUCCAGGAGCUCGCGCAAGUCCUCCUCCCACACAGCCGUGUCGGACCCCACCUCCACCCAGACAAAGCUACAGACAGAACGCUGCACACCACCCCGCCAGUCUGUUUCCACCAUAGAGAUGACCUCCCAACGCCGGUCCUCCGUAAGCAGCCAGUCAAUGAGCUCUCAGACCACAGGCCAGACCAUGGCUGCAUGUCUGGGGUCCCAACCUCAGCAGCCACAGCACCUGCAGCCUCCUGUGCAGCCAGUGCUGCAGUUCUCCACACAGCUGGACGCCAUGCAGCACCUGAAGGAGCAGUUGGAGCAGAGGACGCGUGUGAUCGAGGCCAACAUCCAGCGGCAGCAGGAGGAGCUCCGGCAAAUCCAGGAGGAGCUGCAGAGAGUGCAAGGCCAGGGCCUGCAGAUGUUCCUGCAGCCUGGUGGAGGCAGUCUGAAUCUGGGCUCGGUGCAGCUGUCACAGAGUUCCUCUGUGCAGCCAGGAGGCACUCUGACCAUGCAGGGGCAGGUGGUUGCCACAGGCAGCCUGCAGGGCGCGCUGACAUCUACGCAGGCGGGCACACAGCACGCCAUAGGUCAGCAGACGCAGCCAGUUCAGCCUCAGCAGCAGAGUCUGCUCCGCGAGCAGAGCUCUGCGCUCGCCCAGCCCCAGAGGCUGCCCCACACGCUGCAGUCUUCUCAGGGCGCCCUGCCGGCGUCUCUCUACAACACCAUGAUGAUCUCUCAGCCGGCGCCGGCCGGCAUGGUGCAGCUCUCCACCAGCCUGCCCCAGAACGGCUCCAACGCUGCUGUUGCCUCCUUCUCUCACGAACGGCAGAUACGAUUCCCAGCGACUCCUCAGCUCCUCACCAAGCUAGUGACGGGGCCGAUGGCGUGUGGGGCGGUCAUGGUGCCCACCACCAUGUUCAUGGGCCAGGUGGUGACGGCGUUCGCCCCUCCACAGGGCCAGACCCAGACCAUCAGCAUCGGCCAGCAGCCGGCCGCCACCACCCAGGAGCAGCAGGUCCAGUCGCAGGCCACAGCCGCCGUGCAGCAGCAGGUCCAGGCGCAGGCCCAGCUAACGCCUCAGCAGACGCAGUUCCUCCAGGCGCCGCGCCUUCUCCAUGGCAACCAGUCGGCCCAGCUGAUUCUACAGGCAGCGUUUCCCCUCCAGCAGCAGGGAACCUUCGCCACGGCAACGCAACAGCAGCAGCCACAGGUGCAGCAGCAGCUGCUAUCCCACAGGCCAGAUAACAUGGCAGACCGCCCUACCGCACCGCCCCAGUAACCCAGCAACAGCCAAUCAGACGGCACGGAGCCGAGUGGAAUCGGCGCAACGCAGGGGGGCGAGGGCGGGAGCUGGAGCGCGAUUGGAGAAUCGCAGUAUUUCAACCACGCCGGUGCCCUACAUGCCUUCCAUCGCCAGCCUCUGGCUGCUUGCACUGAAUUCUGGGAAGUGUAGUCUACAUGAGUUGAGCUGUUAGCCAGCUAGCAAGGGAACAGCGGCUGUCCUGGCCGUCACCCACUCAAGCUUCACCGGGGUAAGGGACGAGGUAUUUCAACCCCCCCCCCCCCCCCAUCUCGUACGCCCCGUCUGUGCUAUCGUCACCCUCCUCGUGUGUGUAAUUUAUGCAGAACGCUCCGGUUUGUGGGGUGGGGACGAUGAUUCAAGACUUCAGAGAAGUCCUAUAGGACAAAUAGCACCAUGUCCGUGGUACUUGCUGUUUUCUCUUUUCCUCUCUUUCUCUGUUCACUCCCCCUCCUUACAUCUCACAGACUCUCUUCCCGGGCUUUGUUGUUUUUCAUGUUAAAAAGUAAUUAUGGGUCAGAAAAUAUUUUUAAGAACGUCACGUGGAUUCAACUUUUAUUGUACAGUACGCCUGUAAAAUUAUGUAAAUAUAUUGACAAAGGAAAGAGAAACUAAUAUUUUAUAUUGAUGCAUGAGAUAAAGCGUAGUAUGUUAUUUGUAGCUUUGAGCAUUACUUUUUUUGUAGUAUUCAAAGGAAAAAAACACAAAUAAGGCUGAGACCUUAUUUCCGUGUGCGUGCAGGUGUGUGCGCGUGCAUGAAGCAGACCGUGCUGGUUCAGUGUUGUGUGUCACAGUUUGUUUAAACAGAUUGUGUUGAGCGCCUUUUUAUUUUACUAAAUCAGCUAAAGUAACAGUAUGUUUAGUUGUUUUUUAACAUUAUAAUAGACAUUUACUAAUCUCUAAAUGUACAGACAUUUUACCUUUGUAAAUACCAGAGUGUCUGUGCACACCCAGGCAGGUAUAGGACUGUAUAUUGUGAAAGAAGUGUAUGUUUUUAAGCUUUGUGCAGUUUCUGCCUCAUACCAUAAGAACUAAUCAGGAAACCUUUCAGGAAGGAACUUCAGUGUAGUUGCUAAUAGAUGACAUCCUUGAGUUACAUAAGUGUACAUUAAAGAUGAUAUUUGACUCCUACUCCUUGCAGCCUUACGGAGAAGUGGAGAAUGGGCAGACACUAUGUAUAAUGCUCAUAUUAUACUGAUUCAAAAAAUACAUAGUGACAAGCCAUAAUUUAAAUUCUACUAGUUUUGCAGUAAUAGUUUAGCAAUGGUAGAAGAAAAUAUAUUGUUAAUAUUAAAUAAUCUGACAUUUAGUCUUACCAAAUUAAACCUCAUUCUUGAUAGUAGAUCUUGGCACACGGUCUUGUAUUUGCACAGCUUUAAACACACUAUGAUGUGUGUGUGUGUGUGUGUGUGUGUGUGUGUGUGUGUGUGUGUGUGUGUGUGUGUGUGUGUGUGUGUGUGUGUGUGUGUGUGUGUGUGGUGUCUGUUCUUAGAUUUGGGUUGAGCUUCAAUGAACUUCAACCUAAAUGACAUAACAAGAGCAGCUAGUGGUGCUGAAGCCCUUUCUAGAGCCUUCCAGAGCUCUGGAGAUCCAGGAAUGUAUACUAGAGCGUCAUCACCAGCACCUCGGUGGUGAUAACUGGGAUGAUGAGCUCUAAUCUGGUCCACAGGAGGUGCCGUCUUUUGGAGUAGACGUUAAAAUCUCCUGACCUAUUAGAGGUCAAAAAUAAAAUCAAGAGAAAUUAGAAAGAAAUAAAAAUCUAGCACUUGUGUCCAGGUAGCACUUUAUAUUUGUUUUUGUUUUUUUUGUAAUAAUAGUCUUAGACUAAGUCAUAAUUUAGCUUUGUGUCGAGUACCCCUAAUGCAAUGCCCAAACAAAAGAUUUGUAAACGACAACACUAACGUGCAGUUGUUGCACAACGAGCAGGUUAUUAGUGGUUCUCCAUGUCCAGAGAAGGUCCCUUGCUUGUCGCAGUCUCUGUGACGGAACAGUUUCAUCUGUACGUGACGGCCAGUGCAACUGUUGGACAGCCUAGUCUGCGGUUACCACAGGCCCAUUCGGUUUGCAAAGAUGCCACAUAAGAUGCAAGUGCAGUUGUGCCAGUGAGUGAGGUUUAAUGGCAUUCCGAGGCUACCUACUCCAGCCGCAAUGAGGG